GAAAAAGACACUAGCAUGACAGUCGUCAGACUACAACGAUAAUUAUCAUCAAGGCACUUCUUCACAUUGCUGCAGUUCACUGGCUCCUUAGGGCAGUAGUGACAACAAAAUUUCUAAGCUCCGUCAUUUUGUUUAUCGGGCUCAUGAAAAAAAAGAAUCGACUGCGCGUUUUGCCCUUUAUUCUUUUCUUUAGUCUUCAUAUUCAUCUUUGUACAUUUGCAGUGUUUCUUUCAUUAUCACUUUUUACCUUUCAUUUAUUUUUCAUCCCGCUCGAGUGUCCCUGUGGUCGUGCACGACUGGCUCUUGCUCAUCUUUUGUACAUUUGCAAAGUUCUUUGUUUCAUCUUGGAACUGUGGAGGAGUAGGUUCUGUCGGGAACUGAGGCUUGUGGACAAGAAAGGGAGAGGUGAACUGUGGAGGAGUAGGUUCUGUCGGGAACUGAGGCUUGUGGACAAGAAAGGGAAAGGUGAACUGUGGAGGAGUAGGUUCUGUCGGGAACUGAGGCUUGUGGACAAGAAAGGGAGAGGUGUAGGUUCUGCCGGGAACUGAGGCUUGCGGGGAACAAGGGAGGGCAACCUCCCUUGAGGAACGAAGGAUUCAUAAAAGUCAGUCGACUUGUCAGGCAACAUCAAAUAAACUUGGUUUCUUAUUGUACUUUCUUAAAUAAUGUAAUUGUAACUAUUGGGCAGAUCGAGUGACGAUUGUAAUAAACGCGAUCUUUA
Molecule: messenger RNA, 721 nt
Organism: Zychaea mexicana
Lineage: Eukaryota; Fungi; Mucoromycota; Mucoromycetes; Mucorales; Lichtheimiaceae
Exons: 5
Coding region: 144-548 (134 amino acids)
Source: RefSeq, a predicted model, not a curated record